CUUACCAAAUUUUCAUCGUUCGCUUUUUUAGGUUCGAGUGCAAAUAAUUUUCUUUAGAUAUUUAUAUUAUGUCAAUGUAUUAUAGUAACUGCUAACUCUCUGGGUUUAAGAUUAACUUGUAAUUUUCAAUAUGGUACAGAACUCAUAGGUUACUUACUAAAAUUUAAAUUACCUAAAUUGUAGUUAUUCCAUGAAAAUUAUGCUUCUUAACGACAAACACUAACACAUUGGUGACAGAUAAUAAUAAGAAGAAGAGUCGAGAUGCAUGGGUAAUGACUUACCUUUGUGCAUAAUUAACAUGUAUAUGAAAAAAUUUGAGUGCACCUAGAAGAUACAAAGCAGCUAAUUUAGUGGAAGCAUAACUUAUAUUAACUUUACUUGAAAUAUACAGUUGUCACACAUUGCAAUUAUAUUUAUUUGGUGUUUAUAGGAUUGUUAAAGCCAUAUAAAGUGGUCAGCUGUAAAGGCAUACAAUUUUGAACUGUUAAAAAAUUCAAAACAUUGUUGAGUUUAAUUUCACAUUAAUGUAUAUAUAGCAUGUUGUACUGGUAUUUGUAUAACUUUUAACUUUUAUUAUAGUGAAAAAAUAUCUAUGAUAGUAGUAGUAUUUUAAACCAACAUGGAAUGUUGUAAGAAAUGGUUAUCAACCAGCAGAUUGUUUUUGUUUAUUUGUGCAUGUUUAUCUGGAAUGCUAUUUGCUUUUGUUUGGAGAAAAUAUGAACAAAUGGUUCAAUAUUCAGAAGCUUAUAGUCAUUAUACUCCAGCCUUGAGAAAUACAAGAUAUGAUACUUGGUUAUAUACACAGGGUCUGAUGUCUGAUUUGAUUCCAGAGGAAAAUAUCAGUUUUUCUGUAAGAAAUCAAAAGUUAACAACAGAAGCUGAUUUUCUGUUUCAAAAAGUGUCUAUAUUUUGUUUGGUUAGAGCAAGCAAUGUUAAAGGAGCAAAGGCUGUCAAAGAAACUUGGGCAAAACAUUGCAAUAGUGUUAAAUUCUUUGGUCCUUUUAUCGAUGACAAGAUUCCAGUCUUUAAAAUUCCUGCAGCUAGUUCCUUUAGUCCUUUGUGUCAAGCCUUGGUUCAUGUGUGGAAGAAACAUUAUGGAGAAUUCAAGUGGAUUUUAAUUACAGAUGAUGAAACUUUUGCCAUUAUUGAAAAUGUUCGUUAUUAUGUUGCUUCUUUAAAUGCAAGCCAUCCCUACUAUUUAGGCCAUUCAGCCAAACAUUAUUUUGAUUACUUCAACAUGGCUGAUUCAGGGAUACUCCUUAGUGUAGGUGCUAUAAAAACUCUGCAUUCUUUGUUUCCUGAUGGAAAUACUUGCAUUCAAGCUCCUUCUGGACACUUUGGAGUUUCCAUAGGAAAAAUUUUACAGAAAGCAGAAAUCAUGCCCAUGGAUACUCGAGACCAACUUGGAAAGAGCAGGUUUAAUGCAUUUUCAGCAGAAAAAUUACUUAUUCCAGGCUCGAUAUCCAUAUUCAGCUCAUACUGGAAGCAAAGUGUAUUCUUGAGUCCUGAGGGUGGUGACUGUUGUAGUGAUCACGCCAUAACUUUUCAUGGCAUCUCUCCAUCUCAGAUGUACAUAAUGGAGUACUGCGUUUACCGUCUGACACCAUUCAAGUUCAGCAGACUUGGUCUUGGCAACAAACCACCACCAAGUUCUACUGUAAAAAGCCCUAAAGAUCAACAACUUGGAAAAGCAAAAGUUACUUUGAUUCAAAAGGAGAGACCCAAGAAAAACAAAGGAAAGAAAUUAAAUAGUACUGUACAUGAUAAUAGGUGGAAAAACUUCUGGAAGAGUUUCUUCAGUUCAUAGUUUUUUUUGUGUGCAGUAUUGUGGAGAAAAAGAAAGUGGAGUCAAGAAAGGAUUAAUACAUUAAAUUGGGAACAUCCCUUCAAAGUGUAUAUUUAAUUAUGAAAAACUUAUUUGCAUAUGAUUAUACUUUCAGAUGUAAUUUACACCUGGUUUGAAAGGUAACUACUAUUUGACUUGUAUUGUCAAAUAAUGUAAACUAAAUCUAUUGUGCUUCUUUCAAAGAACAUAUAAUCUAAAAAUUUAUUUCUAAAAACUUUGUACAUUGCAAGAACUUUCCAUUAAUUGUUAUUUCUUUACAUGUUCUCUCUAAUUUUUUCAAUCCAUGUGCGGAAUGAAUUUUUUCAUGUGCACCAGUAUCAAGGCAAUGUGCGGAUGUGUGCUACCAGUUUUUUUGGGGGGUGGUGGUGGUAUUUUUAGGCCAUUUGCCCUAUUGGAUCUUUAGGCCACUUUGCAGUGCUACCAGUUGGUUAUUUGAACUUUAGACCUAUUGACUGACAGGGUCAUAAAGCUGUCAAAGUGUUGAGACUCCUCACCAUUAUUAAGGAUAUGCACAGCUGGAAUAAUGAAGUAUGCAGCACUUGAUUGGUUGUUGUGUGGCUGCACAGCUUAGAGGGAACACUGCUCAUAACCCAUUUUUUGAUUAUGAGUGUGGGCUCAAGGACAUAUUCUUUUCAAACGUAUUUUACAGUAAUGUUGGAUGUUAUACUUGGAUAGCUGUAAACUAAUUAUUUUUUCUCUGCCAACUUGGAUGUAAUAGCUUAUGCUGGAUAUUUCAGCCAGUUGAGAAAGAAGUGGUAAUUUAAUUCUUGUUGUGUUUUUUUUUAUCCUGUUGAAAAAGCCUGGUUUUAUUGGUGUGCUAUUUCUUGGUGUUGAAUAUUUAGUUGUUAUUUUUUGUCUUACAUUUUAGAUUUUUUUAAACCUCAACUGCAUGCAUGUUUGCUAUCUCUUUUAAGACAUCAAGGUAUUUUUUUGGCUUACUUCUUUGUCUUUUGCUUCCUUUUCUACAGAUCUAUGUUUAGCAUUUUUUCACUCUAAAUAUUGUCCUAUUGCAUUACCAGUGCAUCUUGUCAUCAGAUUUGGAUCCAUAGUCUGACUGGGAAUUGACUGCUUUGAAAUGUUAAGAGUGCAGUGAAUGUCAUUCUAUUAUCAACUGACCACCUUGACAGUCUUGUUAUCUGUAUAGUUAUGUAUCUUCCUUACUCUGUCUUACAUCUGAAUAACUGUUAUUUUAUAUGGAUUAGUAGUUUUCUAUUUGUCAUUCUGUUCUGAAAAUAGGAAUAUGUAUUUCUCAGCAAAAGUAUUUAUUAACUAUUUAUUUCUUAGAAAACAUCAUGUGUUGAUGUUUGUUCUUCAUAGCAUAUGUACAAUAUAAUAUGUGCAUGUUCUCUUUCAACUUAAGAACUUAGAUUUUUUUGCCUUUUCUUUUAUGAUGUGUAAAUAUAACUUAAGGCCAAAAUAUAAUUUAUUACGUAUAUUUUAUUUCAUCAUAUAGCCUUCUGGUGUUCAUUACAUUCAUUACCAUUAUAUUUGAAAUGAUGAAGCUGUAAAGUUCUGUACUCUUCCACUUUUAGACAGAGCUCAAGUCUGUAUAUAUUGUUUGCCAUUCAGAAUGCUGCAUGGUUGUGUUGAAUUCUGACAUUCACAGAUCAUAGAACCCUUCUAAACACUAUAUUCAAUCUUGUUUUGUUUAUAAUAUACUGUACUGUGGGUUUGGUUUGUUUUUUUAUAAGGAAAUUCAACUGACGAAUGUUUUCCUUAAUCUUGAAUGUGUAGUUAAAAUUAACAAAAGUUGCAAAAUGUUUCUUUUCAAAUUCUUGCUUCAUUUAAGGUAUAUCAUUAGGUUUGUUAUCAUUUUCAAUCUAUAUUACUAUUUAGGAAGAUGAAAAACUGAAUGUUAGAAACUGAAAUCACUUUUUCCACAGUGAAUUCUGAUACGAUACAUACCUACUCUCGCACAAUAGCUUUUCUUGAUCUUCCACUGCCCUUUAAUGCAUUGAAACAAAAUUUUCUCUUUUGAUGCACUAGCCUUUAUACCCCAUACUAUUUGGGGAGAAAUGUGAUUAUUCUUGCGAGGGUUCAUCUCCCCGUCUUCCCUCAGGGACUUAAGGGUGGCUGCAUUUUUGUGUGGGGGGUCAUGCUUAUUCUUUGGAGUCCCAUGUUGAUGUGGUCAGGUUGCAUACUUUUCUUUUGUCCCUUGCUAAUCAUUUCUCACAACGUCCUCCUCCACAACUCCUGAUCCUCCUCUUGUUUUCCAUCAUCCUGCUUCCAUGGCUUGUCCUUUACCUGCAUCUUAACGUUCUCCUUAUCUUAAUUUUUCCUGUGCUCGUCAAGACCAUCGACAGUGAUAUAGGUGACUACACAGUAGGGUCAGGUCCUAUGGGGGUCAGGCUCCAGUGUGGCACCUUCUGAUCACACCAAUUUGCUCCUGGAGGAGGCUGCUCGUGUGGGUUGGUGAAUCAAUUGGAGAAGUCCUUCCUUUCCCUUUGGAGUUUUCUACAGUUCCCUGCUGAGUCAGGCCUGGCCUUUUCCACUAUGUAUUUGAGAUAUUUAGCAGUUGGUCAUCAAGGUCCUAUCCUCUAAUUCUCUCUGUUUUGUGGAUGUGGGCUUCCUUGGAGGCUCUCAUAACCCUUUGUUGUGCAACAAUCGAUGGACCUUUAGCUCAGAUCCCUUAAAUCUCCCUGUUGUCCUGCCUUUCUUCUUUGCUUGAUGGUUGGACAGAGACAAUACUACUGCUGAUAUUCCUCUACCACUUCCUCAUCUGUAUCUGCAUGUUUUUAUUGAUGCUUCUCUUGUGGGUUGGGGUGUAUAUCUCAAUACCCUGGAGAUUUCUGGGAGAUAUUCAUUGUCCCAAUCCAGGCUUCAUGUCAAUGUUUUGGAGCUCUUAGCUGUAUUCGUCAAACUAUGUCUCAUUUCCUCCAUCUUCUAAGGGAAAUGGUGUAUUCUAACAACUCUACAGUGAUCUCAUACAUCACCUAGCAAGGAGAUACCGAAUUCAUGUCCCUUUGUUUUUGUACUCUGGAGCUCCUAUUCUGGGACCAUGUGCACUGGAUACAGCUCUUGGCUUAUCAUAUCCCCGGUACUUUGAAUCUUGAUGCAGAUCAGUUAUCAGGCAUGCUUUCUUAUAAACCCUCACCAAAUACCUUUAAAGUCAUAGCACACACUGUCAAGAUGGGGUGUUCUGCAAGAUCACUAGCAGCUUACCUCGUGGUAUAUAUAUAUUUAUCCAUACGUACAAUUCUUAUAUGUACUUGGUGGACCAUCACUUGUGGGCUAUCAUGCUUAAGGCAGAAAGAGAUUGCUGCCCAUUCCUGCUACUCCUUUGAUUGAAUAACUCAGGAACAGUCUGCUUUUCCUAAUAAGAUUUCAGUCACCCAUUGCACUUUUUCUGGUGUGAAGCUCCUUUGGACUCCUGCACACCCAUUAAUUCUCCCUUCCUUAAGUGGAGUUUAAAAGUCCUUGCCAGUUCCUAGCUGCUGGAGUAGUGGACCUUGGAGGCUUCAUCACGAGUGUAGAAUGCACAUCCUAACAUUACAUGUCAUUACAUUACGUUGAGAAGAGGGCAAAAGGAACCUUCCUGCCAUCAAACCCCUGGUUGUUUAAUUUCAGGUGUGCUGAUGUUGGUUGGAGCUGGACCAAUCUAAGCUGGAUCCUUUUCAUAAUACUGGAUUCAGGUAGAUCGUACCCUGUUCCUACGGUUGAGACUGGUAAAUUCCACCUUUCUCGGUAAUUCCGGUUUCAGGAUGUUUCAUUUCGCUGCUCCUACAGUUUAGCUCAUAAUACCAGUUGCAGGACAUGUGAUGCCCUAUUUAUACGGUUGAACAGGCAUUCCACAUCCUCUUCAUAAUGCUGAGUGCAUGAUGUUUUUUCUCUGCUCUUAUGGUUGAGUUAGAAUUAUUUUCCUGCUCGUAAUACCAGUUACAGGAUGACUUCCUGUUCAUACAGUGGAGUUGAUGCUUAGGAAAAGCCCCAUGAGUCUGUGUUUGGUUUGUUAUACUUCCUCUCUCCUACGGUUAAUUUGGAAGUUUGUCCAGCAGAUGCUGUUUGCUUAUUUCCUCAUUGUAAUUCCCGUUGCUUGCAAUAUGGCACUCUGUUUACUUAUGGGAGAGGUUGGUGUAUAUAUUACUAACAGUCUGCCUGCCCUGGCCACCAUACAUUGUAUAUACUGGUUUUGAUCUUACAUUAGGUCCUUGUUACACUGAGGAGGGGACAUAGAACCUUGUCUGUAUGGUUGGUGUCGAGAAGAUACUUAGCAAUGUCUCAUUGAAUGCCUCCAUCUUCAUAAUUCCAGGAAUUGGCCAUUGGCUUUCCAUUUUUACCAUGUGGGUUUAGAGUUACCUAUCUGUGUCCAUUUUUGUCUUUAUACUACUUGUGGCUCUUCUCCUUUCAGAUUUGGUUUGUUUCCGAUAACACUAGUAUGGUUGAGAUGGAGCAGGACUCGCGUUGAUUAGUUACACCUGAUACAUUUUCCGAGGUCUUUCUUUCAGUAGAUUCAGGUCUCGAUGCUACCCAUUUUACAACACUCCACUUCUUCAAGGGCAAAGAGCAUACCUGUUCCAGAAGUGGUGCAGUCCCCCACAUGUGCUUCCAUUCAAUUACAUAGCACACCUGUUUGACUCUCUACUGACACUUUCUGCUGGAGGUCUCUAGUUUUAUCGUACACUGCUCCUUCCACCUAGUCAGUGUGGGAUUCUAGCUAUUGUGUGAGAAGAGGUUAUAUAUUGUAUCAGAAGUUAUCAUUUCCUUACAUGGAAAAUGGAUUUCUGAUAGGUAAUUAACUCCUCUCACACACUUCCAACCAUUCCUCCCCUCUUCCAGCGUUCUUGUGUAUCUUGUAGGCUUAAUCUCAAAAGUGAGGUUCUUAUCAAGUAGUAUAGAGGGAGCCAGCUGCUCUGUCAUGCUCCUAUUGGUGGAGGGAUUUCCCAUGCUCUGUGCAUGCUAAAUGAGCAUCUCGAACUUAUGGAGUAUAUAGGCUAGUGCAUCAAGCAAGAAAAUUUCUUUUCAAUGCAUUAGAGGGCAGUGGAAGAUCAAGAAAAGGUAUUUUGCAAGCAGAAAUAAGUAUCUAUUGGAAAUCCAUUUUCAGUUGAAGAAAAUGCUAACUUCUAUCAACUUUGGUGUGUUGUUAAAAUUAAAAAGAAACUUUUUAGAAGAGAAACCUGCCAGAAACAACAAUUGCACAAAUUAAAGAUUUGAAAUUGAGUCAUUUUAUAGGUUAUAACACAUAACUUAAAGGAUUUGUAAUGGUAUACCGUUGAUCUAGGAGACUUAAUCAAUUACCUAUGAGUAGGGUUGCAAAAUUCCCAGGAAUUUUCAGUGGUAAAUUUACAUUGGGAAUUUUGGGAACCAUCAAAAAUUAACUGUUUACUAGUGGUUAAUAAGAAUGAUUUACAAAUCUUACCUGAGACUGAAAUUGCCAUAUUAUUUUGUAAAAUAUUUUUGAAAUAAAUCAGCUUUUUUCUUAUUUAAUACAAUAUUUAAACAGUAGAAGAAAUACAAUACUGAAAAAUAUAUGGUUGUGUUGAUGCUUUAGUCACAACAUGAAAAAAUAGAAAUCUAUACAAAUAUCAUCAACCAUAAUUAUCCUGAAGUACAAAGAAUGUAUAAACAUAAAUGAAAAUGAUCAUCUACACUGGUUUUUAAAUAUAAAAUUAAUAAAAAAAAUACUAAAACAUUUAUAUUAUCCAGCAAUAAACACUAUAUAUACCAAUACUUUAAUGGGCUACAGCUUACAUGCAUACACUAAGCUCUUAUAACUUGUAAAUAAUACUUGUAUCUCUAAAAAGUGUACUACAUUUCUAUGGACGACCACUGUAAAGAAAUAUAAAAGAACACGACAGAUAAUUCAGUUAGUAAAUUUGACAGGUGUAGCGAGGGUGUAGCAUAUUGGCUGCUGCUUGGAUUGGUUUCAUGCAGAACUUAUGACUUCUGCGUGAUUAAAUUUGUUGCUCCCCUUUCCUCAGCUUCUUUCAGUGGUGACUUUGGAAGUACUGCAGUUACUUUUUCUUGAACACAAGUUAGGAGCUUUGGUACAUCAGACAGAAGAGCAUAAUUGCUGAUACCACAGGAUCAAGUAUCUUGCGGCUGUUCACUAGGCGUGGUCAGAAAAUAUCAUUAUUCAGCAGAUCGUUUUGCAUGCUUUUAUCAAAACCCAGUGAUUUCAUAAUUGCAAGUUUUUGCAAUGAUUCUUUGCCAUCAAUCAAGCUCUUAUACAUAAUUACAACAGCACCCAAUCUUGUUGGGCUUGGCAGUUUAAGUGUUGUUCCCUUAUUCAGGCUUUUCCGUUUUUCACACAACAUUGCCCAAACCACUUGGUGUCUCCUGGCAUAUUUUACCACUGCUGUUGCAUUUUUGAACAAGCUUUGCAUGGUGUCAACCUUCAUGAUAUCUCCAGUAGAAGACUCGGUCCAUGCGCUGCACAUCCAAUAGGUGUUAUAUAAGGGUAUGCCUCUUCGAUCUGUGUCCAAGCAGCUUUCAUAUUGGAAGCAUUGUCACUGACAAUGGCAUACACUUUGUUUGAUCCAGUUUCCUGAAUUACACUUUUGAGUUCAUUCGCAAUGUAAUCACUGGUAUGAUGUUCAGCUUUGGUUUCUCUGCUUUUGUAGAAUACUGGUUGUGGUAUUGUGGUGUUUUAAUUUAUGAUACUUUCCCCACUAAUGUUUGACCACCCAUCAGAAAUAAUGGCAACACAGUCAGCAUUCUUGAUAGUUUCACUAACUUUUUCCUGAACAUGUGCAUACUCUGCUUCCAAUAAAUGCAUGCUCAGUGCAUGUCUGGUGGGAGGUGUGUAUGCAGGUCUGAUGUUUUGGAAGAAUGCUUGCCAGUAAUGAUUUGUUGUUAACAUCAGGGUGAACCAGAGAUAUAGAUGGCACGUGCUAGGCUUUCAUCAAGUUUGCUUUGUGAUGCAGUGUCUAUGCUGUCAAAAUAUGAUAGUUGCUUUGUGGCUGAUGAAGUGGAUGGAACUGAUUGACCUGAAUCACUUGUGGUAGCAGAAAAACCAGAUGACUAUGAAACAGCUUUUACGGGUUUUUGAACUUUUGCUGUUGGUGCCAGGAGUAACUGUUGCUGUUUUUUCACACAGUGUUGAUUCUGGGGUGCUUUUUUGCAUUUUUGCAAAUGAGCUUGCAUCUUGGUUGCAUUUUUGACAUAUUGCUGUGAGCAGUAAUUACAUAAGUAAAUUUCCUUGCCAUCUUUUUUCGCUGCACUGAAGUGUCACCAAAAAUCUGAUUGUAUACGUGGCAUUCUGAAAUUCAGAAAAUUAUUUCAAUGCUAAUGUUCUAGAUUAAAGCAGAUAUUAUAAGACAUUUUCUUGGCAUCCUUUAAGUACAAGCAAAUAUAGACCCUGUUAUAUAUAGAAUUCAUGUUUACCUCAAGUUCUCAACUGAUAUAUAGGGCUAUGGUAGAUUAAUUUUCUGUUCUAAGGAUUCACUGCUCAUAUGUUUUGAAAAUUUGAAGAAAAAAAAAUAGAAUUUAAAAAUCAUUGCCACUCUUCUUUUGACCUGGUGAAUGUGUACAGUGUACUUUUAAUAAAUGUCUGAAUUACCAAAUGUUUACACAAAAGCUUGCAUUUUCCUCAUGCACCCUAAUAAAAUACAACCAAACACACUAGUUAAAGCUAUGUGUAUGUAGAGGAUUGUAUAUUUCCUUUAUUUCACAAGAUAUAACUCUUCACUCAGUUUUAUUCGAAAUCUCAAAUAAAAGUAUGUACAUUUUUUUUUUCUGUCCAUUCUGUUUCAACAGAAAUGAAGGGAUUUCCAGGAUGCAUGGUUAACUUCAUGUAUAACUAGUGAAUACACAGAACCAAGGGAAGAAUUUUGUGGUUAUGUCAAAAUUUUAUGUGGUUAUGGCUUAAAAUAAAACCAUGUUGUAAGUUGUAACUGGUUAUUUAUCAAGUGGUUAUGUACAUUACAUAUGAUAUACCAUGUGUUAUGUAUGCAGUAUAUAAAUAAUGUAAUACUAAGAGACAAAUGCAAACAGGGGAUAUGAAAUUUAAAUUAAUCUCUUGAUGUUCUUUAAAAUGUACACAAUGCACAUACGCAGGUUUCUAGGGCACAAUAUGCAGUUACAAAGUAAAAAUACAAUUGUUAGAGAGUUGCUAGAAUAUUGUUUGAGCAAAAUAUACAAGUUAACUCAAAAUUUCUGCUAAUUCCCAUACAUUCAAAAUUUCAGAAAUUUUCCUUGGAAACUUUCCAAAAUUCCCGGAGCCGCAAUUACAUCGAUUUAGUGUCCCAUAAUCUAAUCGAUUAAUCAAAAUUAUCAUUAAAUUGUUUAAGUGAUAUUAAUGUUUCCUGUUAUUACUGUUUUGGGCUAUUCUAACAGUAGAUUAAUCAAAACUAUGAUUAAAUCAAAUGUCACAAAAAUAAUCAACGAAUUAAAAUUAGUAUUUUCAGUUAUUACUGUUUUCUAUUAUCCCAACAAAUGGUUGAUUGAAAUUAUCAUUAAAUCAAAUGUCUUGGAAGUAAUCACCUAAUUGAAAUUAAGAUUUCUGAUUACUACUAUUUUUGAUUAUUCCAAGUAAUUGAAAUAUUGUUAUUAUGAUUCUUUGUUGUUAAUCACAAAGUUGCAUAAGGGGCCAUGUUGUCCCUGUCCAAUUUUAGACUCAUUUGUUGUUGUUAUACUUCAAGCUUGUUCACCUUUGAUGAUGGGAGAGACUUGUAUUCAAGUGUCUCAGUUUCAAUUCCCGUAACUGUCAAACUUGCUUGCCGGGUAUUUGUUAUGGCAAAGUUACUAAGGCUAUCUACCACUGUUACUAGUUUUGAAUUAUUGACUAGAUAGAUGGCAACUGUCUAGCAGCACCCACCACCACUUUUGUUUUUAAUUAUUGAUUUUCUUAUUGCUCCUUUUCCUUCUUGAACUGCUGACUAGAGGGAAGGCAACACCUGUUGCCAAGGCCCAGCUGUAGUGUCAUGAUAAGUAAUUCACAGCAAUAAAGGUCUUUUAGGCAAAGAAGGGUGGCUUCUGUUAAUUAUUUUGGAAUGGAUAUGUUUUAACUACUUAUGUAAAUUAACUACUAACUUUAGAAAUGGUGAUAUUACCAGAAAUAUUAUUCAUUAUGGUAAUUUAUUAUUCUGACGACUAUAGGAAGACUGUAUUUGAUUGGGUAUUUUAAAUUGCAUUUCAGACAGUUUGUUAUUUUGCAAAAUAAUUACUUUUAUCUCUUCCACUCAACUUUUCAAUAUAAGCAUGCUAAUUAAAGUGAGUAGCUUGUAAUUUUCUUUUAUUUACACAACUGGUUGUCUACAAUUUAGUGUUAUUUAUUGACUGUGAACUUAAUCUGUGGUAUAAGUUUAAGAUAUAUGUAUACAAGUGGUCUUAGCUGUAAAAUGAUAGAAACCCUAUAACCCAAGCCCUUUCGAAAAGGUAGACCUUUCAGAAGUGAUCAGGUUAUAGGGUUUCUAUCAUUUUAUAUUAAGAUUUCUUGAACAUAUGUGUUUUUUUACAUCAUGAGUGAUCUUAACUAGAUAAUGUUUAUUGUAUAGUUUACACCUAAUUGUGCUUUAAAAGCAAAAGUAAUGAAAAGUGGUAACAUUUGGUGCUCCAAGUAAGCUUUUUCUUUAAGGGACCAUCAGGCUUUUAUUUAUUUCUUUAUGGUCAACAGAAAACGAAAUGUUUGCCCAUUAAAAUUUAAUACUUAUAAAAGCAAACUAUUCUUCAAAAUAAUAUAGUAUCAAUGUAUAAAUCUUGAAAAAUAAACAACAAUUUGCAUCUAAAAGUAUGUUUUAUUUUCAUAUAAAUCCAAUACUUAACAGUUGCAGAUUUUUUCAGCACAGAACUUGUACUGAUCUGUUCAGCACAUUUCAUUUUGUUAAUAUAGAUGGCAUUGAUAUUGACUUCAUUCUUUCUUUUGUAACUGCAGCUUCAGACAGUACUUUGUGAAAAGGAGCUCUUCCUUUGGAACAAAAUAUGCUGUAUUUAUUUUUGUACAUAUAUCUUCAUUUUGUAUUUUGUUACGUUUUGCUUCAAUUUCAUGAUAGCACAUGGGAAUACUCUUUUUUUUUUAGACUACAUUUGGUUUCCUAAAAUAUCCUGCUAUACCUUUGCAAGCCUCACAUUACUGUUAUGUUUCACUAGUGAUUCUUUCUUAAAAGAACUGCAGCUUGCAAUGAAAUCAGUCUUUCUAUUAACCUGCAACCCUACUUGCCUUCAAUAACUGUAGUAUAUUACUCCUGUUUUGUGGACUAACCGACUGAACUGUUGGCACUAUAAUGACUUAAAUCUUUUUGCUAUGAACUUUUCAUUUUGCACAUCAAGAACAUAAUACUUCAGAGCUGUGGGUUCUUCUCAAUCAGAAUCUGAACUGUGUUCUUCUGUAACAUUUGAGAAACUUUUUUUUGGUUUGAUGUUGAUAAAAGACAGUUAUUUGUUUAUAAUAUUCUAUUAUCUUUAUAAGCGACCAUAUGCAGCACCUCACACAAUGGACUGUGAGUCUGGAUUUCCCAUAGUAACAAUUUGUAUGAACAUAGAUGCCUGUGAUGUAGGGACUUAGAGCUGUAUUAUUUUUAACAUGGGUCUAAAAGCAUUUGAAAAUAAUACUAAUAACAGUGUUGUAAAAUACUGAGAAAAGCACUUAUGUAAAAAAUAGAAAAACAACAUAAUGUAGUUGCUUGUUGGUGACUAUAAUGACAUUUACUUGACUAAAGAUAAAAACGGUCACCAUGGUAACUAAAAUGGUCACUGCUUGGAGCAUUAUAAUAUUCCAGUUAACUUACCUCUAUCAGUAAUGUAGCAACUUACAUCAUUAGUUUAACAUCACUUGUGAAAUAAUUUUACAUUAAAGGACUCAAUAACUGAAAAUAUAUAAUUCCUUGCUAAUUUUUAUUUUAACAGGUAUGUCUAAUUUUAUUACCAGCAUGGGCACAGCAUAUGUUAAUAGUUUUUUUUUAUGUUUUAGCAUUGUGCCAAUUUGUUUUUGUUUUUUAAAUUGUAUGAGUACUCUUUGAUGGAACACCUUAUAAUUAAUGAAAAAUUACUCAUUAGAUUAAUUUUUUCCACAGAUCAAGAACCAUAUCUAAUCAUGUUGGCCAUGUUUGAUAUCUUGAUAAUGGUACUGGUGUCAUUAACAUUAUGAUUGUAAUCAACAAAUUCAGUGCAUAUAAGUAAUUAAAACUAGCUUUUAAUAUGUUGUGAUUAAUAUAUUUUAAUUGAUUUUCUGGUAAUUUCUUUCUGUUAAUAUUUUUACUAACAUCUGAAUCAUUAAAUGUUCAAUUAGUUCUAGUUUAUACACAGUUAAUAAUAAAAAGUCAAGUAUAAUGUAGAAAGAUAAGAGAUGUCAUAGACAUUGCAUUGUAUUACUUUCAUCUGUUUAACUUUUCAGAUCACAAAAAACAUAAAUGUGAAUUAACAAAGAUAAAAAUGUAGAAAUCCAUUCAUAAAACUAAUUGUUUUGUAUUCAUAAUUAGAUAAGAUAAUGAUUAUUCAGAAAACAUUUUAACUGUAUUUCUUCUAAAGAAUUUUAUUAGUUAUUGUUUAAUAUAAGGCAUUCAAGUGAAGGGGAACCUGACAGUAUUAUAGUUUUUAUAUGUUUUAAGGGGAAAAUCAACUUCAUUUACUUAUCACUAAAUAGAGAUGUUACUGUGAUAGUAAUGAACAAAUUGUUUAACAUAUAUAUAUUUACAGGGUGCAGAAUAAUUGGAACUUUGUGGAGAAAGGACACUUGUAAAACAUUAAUUCCUUUACAUUAUACAUGUAUAUAUAUUAAAUCAUCUUUUCAAACAAAAGCCUGAGAAUUACACAUUGAUAUUUUUGUAAUGUUUGGUAGUGACAUGCAUAGAUAUUGAAUUUUUAUUUGUCAGAUAACUGAUGAAUCCUUAAAUUUCUAAUAAAAAGUGGAAAGAAAAUAAUUCGUAAUUGUACUUCUAUUACAGUAAUACUGACUACAGUUUACUCAUAUUUUAAAUGUAAUUUGUAUUCUAUUGGAAACGUUUUCUCUAUACAUCCAUCACCCAAGAUUGUUAUAAUAAAAAGUAUAGGUUAUUAUUCUGUUAUUUUGAUAAAUGUGUUUUUGUCUUUGGUUUGGUUGGUUUUUGUUUUUAACAGAACUUGUCAGGUUAAUAUUUGUAGAUAACUUGUAGUUUUGAAAAGACUGUAUAAAAUAUAAUAUGUUUUGAUGAACAUAAAUAUUGCUAUUUAUACUUAUUUUUGUAAUGAAAUAGUUUACACUAAUUAUUUUUUUAAGAGUUGGAUUUCUUGAAAUAAUUUUCAAUAAAAACUGUAGAAACUUCAAAACCAUUAUCUAUAUACAAAUGGUUCUUUUUGUUAUUUUUUGGUUAAUGUAAUUCAGUUGGAAAAUUAGAAUAUUCAUAUCUUAUCCAUUCAGGUCAAAAUAUAUGAAAAAAAAUCAAUGAUAAAUUCUCAGAAAAAAUUACUUGUCGUACACUGUAAAAUGAAAAAAGAAAGGACCAUAUUUUAUCAUACCAGUUUUUAGAGUAUUGUAAUUAAACACAUUGAAAAUAAAUUAUCGUUUGACUUCAAA
Limulus polyphemus (Atlantic horseshoe crab) is the source of this 14273-nucleotide messenger RNA. Its product is annotated as glycoprotein-N-acetylgalactosamine 3-beta-galactosyltransferase 1-like. The record is from RefSeq and is a predicted model, not a curated record. The coding region runs from base 620 to 1807 and encodes 395 amino acids. The transcript has 3 exons. Lineage: Eukaryota; Metazoa; Arthropoda; Merostomata; Xiphosura; Limulidae. Gene Ontology annotation, molecular function: N-acetylgalactosaminide beta-1,3-galactosyltransferase activity.